AUGUCUGGGAAUAAGGAAGACACGCUGCGACAUUUCUGUGACGUUACCGGCGCCGAUGAAAAUCGUAGUAGAUUCUUUUUAGAAUCAUCAAACUGGCAAUUAGAGGUUGCUCUCUCAAGUUUUUACGAACACGGCGGUCAUAUAGAAGAAGCGCCCAGUGCUUCGCCUGCCGUUGGAGGUGUACAGCCAAUGUCGGAUAGUGAUAUGGAUUCACCUCCACGGUCGCCAGCGCAGACCAAAAAAAAAGAUAAAAAGAAAACCAACCCACACUUCGCGACAUUAGAUUCGCUGCAACAAGAAAGUUCCAGUGAGGAUGAAGAAACUCAAGCAUUCUACGCUGGUGGUUCUGAGAGAUCGGGCCAACAAAUUCUUGGACCAGGAAAAGGCAGAAAAGAUAUAAUUACGGAAAUGUUCAAAAGUGUUAGGGAACAGGGUGCAGUUGUUUUCGAUGAAGAACAAUCAUCAACAAGUAGAGGGCGCUCGGGACUCUUUGGUGGUGUGGGCUACAGGCUCGGUCAAACAGCUGAUGAUCAUGAACAGGUCACACCUGGAAAUGCUCCACAGCAACAGGGUGGUCCGCGCGUGGUUCGCCUGCGUCUAUACCGCGCCGGGUUCGUAGUUGACGACGGGCCCCUGCGGCUGUACUCGGAUCCUGAACACGCGCACUUCCUCAGCUGUAUACGACGAGGUACAAUCCCUCCCGAGCUACGCGGACACGGCGAGGUCAAGCUAAGUCUAGAAGACAAGAGGCAUGAGGAGUGUCCUCGACCAGCCUCUAAACACAUGCCCUUUGGGGGCAAAGGACACAUGCUGGGCAGCCCUACUCCGCCCACGGUGGGCGCUACAUGUCCUGUGGCAGCCAGCGGCGGAGACAGAGAGGCGAAUAUGAGAGCUGCACAGAACGACGUGCAACUAGAUGAUAACGCUCCUAUCACCUCUGUACAGUUCCGCCUGGCAGACGGCAGCCGUCUCACAGGUCGUUUCAACCACUCUCACACCGUAGCGGAUCUAGCGCGGUUCGUGGCCCGCGCGGAGCCGACCUACCAGCUGACGUCUUUCGCCUUACUGGCCGCCUUCCCUCGGGUGGAGUUAGACGAGACACAGACCCUGGCACAGGCAGACCUCUUGAAUGCUACCGUACUGCAAAGACUCAAGUGA
This is a messenger RNA of Danaus chrysippus (African queen), 1158 nucleotides long. The record is from the annotation of a GenBank genome assembly. Lineage: Eukaryota; Metazoa; Arthropoda; Insecta; Lepidoptera; Nymphalidae.